AUGGGCUUUAGGCGCUCUAGGCGCGGUCACCACCAUCCAGGCUACCCCCUACAAGACCUGGUCAAGACAGACGACUUAGACCGACAACUCAAGCCCGAUCUGAAAAAGCUUGUGGUCUGGCUCACGGGCGGAUGUGAUGAUCCCGACCUGGCUGCUCACGUCGAAUUCCCUCUCCCCGUCGACCAGUUCGCCCAAUUAGAGGUGUUGCUGCAUGGUGAAGGUGCCUUUGAAGGGUUCGGGCUCCGAUACGACUACGACGCCGAUGUCGAGGUCCUUACCGUCAGAAAACCAAACCCGAAGCACGGCAUCAUAGUCGCAAUGACGGCGCGCCGACUGCGAAUCCUCAUCACCGAGUUACACAAACACAAGCAACCUUUUGCAGCCUCCCUGGCCUCGUCACUGGGUUCUCCUUACUCCGCCAUGAUGAAAUAUCCGUCCACGGCCAGCACUUGUGAAAUCAAGCGCUCGCCCGAUAUCGACAUCCGAAGCCAAAUGGGUGACGAUUUGGUCCCAGUUCUGGUUGGCGAAGUUGGGAGCUCACAGACGGUCAAAUCCGUCAACACCAAGUGCAAGGAGUAUAUCCAGAAUACUCAGGGCGCCACACGCACGGCAUUUGCAAUCGACCUGGGGGAUCCUAACGGAAAGCUCGCAUACAUCUCCAUCUGGAGAGCCAUAUUCGACGACGGCGGAAAGUUUCAAGGAGCGACACGUGAUGAGACAGUGGUGAUCCGCAACAACGACGGCAACCAGAACCCAGACUGCAAAGCGGGCAUUGUGUUGACUCUCGAAGACUUUUGCCCUGUUGAAGUCACCCCUCGUGGCGUGGAUCUGAAGUCGAUCACCAUGACACUGUCUAUCACAGAGCUCUUCGAUGUCCUGGAAUUCGCCGAAGAAAGAGAAGAAGCGGCCAGAAACAAACGCGAGAGGAAAGAUUGA
This is a messenger RNA of Fonsecaea erecta, 936 nucleotides long. RefSeq lists its product as hypothetical. The record is from RefSeq and is a predicted model, not a curated record. The transcript has 3 exons. NCBI's taxonomy places the organism in Eukaryota, Fungi, Ascomycota, Eurotiomycetes, Chaetothyriales, Herpotrichiellaceae. Bases 1 to 936 code for a protein of 311 amino acids.